AUGGUUCAGAACGGAGGAGACUUCGACCUCGACAUCGACAUGGCUACCGACAACGUCACCGAAGUAGCAGCUACGAGCUACGAAGACAAGGACAGUGACACAGACAGUCUCGGACACAACGGCGACGGUGAAGACGAACAAGCACCGUACUCCGAACUGGUCACUGUGAACCCAGAGACAGGUCUUGCCAAAUGGGACAUGGCAGGAGAAUAUGCACCGCCAGUUUCGAUUCUCCUAGCCUUGAGGUAG
This is a messenger RNA of Thermothelomyces thermophilus ATCC 42464, 249 nucleotides long. RefSeq lists its product as uncharacterized. The transcript is spliced from 2 exons. The record is from RefSeq and is a predicted model, not a curated record. Bases 1 to 249 code for a protein of 82 amino acids. Lineage: Eukaryota; Fungi; Ascomycota; Sordariomycetes; Sordariales; Chaetomiaceae.